AAAGAGAGAGACGUAAACGGCGAGUCAUCAUCUCCUUAUCUAAUCACAAGCAAUCCUCUUCCCUUGUUCCCUCUCGCCCUCCUCCUUCUUCUCCUCCUCCGCUGGCCCUAAUUUCUCCUGUUCGGCUAUAGAUUUUCAGUUUUUAGAUCGAUUUUCCGGAGCUUUGGAAUCUGGAAAGCUGUGAUCUUGAUCCGGAUUCCGUUCCCAGAAGCUAAAGGUCGCGUUUUUCUUCGUUUUGGUCUACGAUUGCUAUUGGGGAUGGCGAGGUUGGUGACCUAGACCUGUGAAGCAGGGCUGUUUCCUGAGCCCGUGCCCCGAGAGAAACAGCCUGGGGUUAAUGUCCAGAUCCCACACCGAAUUGAAGGAGGAACGAAAGAUCGUGCCUUUGUUGGGAUUUUUGAAGGGUUUGGGGAUUGGGGGAUGAGGAACGAUGUGCAGAGGCCGCAAGGAGCCGCGCCCAGGGGCGGCAAGGGGAACGGGAUCUUUUCGUUGCGUAAUAUAUCCAACUACCUGAGGAUUGUGUCUUCUGGGGCUUCGACCGUCGCAUCCACCGUCCGUGCGACGGGGGCGUCGGUGGCAUCGUCAAUUGCUGGUGACGAUGAUGCUAGCCGUGACCAGGUGCACUGGGCUGGAUUUGACAAACUAGAAUGCGAAGGUGAUAUUCUUAGGCUAGUCCUUUUGUUAGGUUAUCGGUCUGGCUUUCAGGUCUGGGAUGUCGAAGAAGUUGAUGAUGUGCGGCAGCUGGUAUCCAGGCAUGAGGGUUUUGUUUCAUUUUUGCAAAUGCAAAAGAAUCCAUUACCAUCAAGGAUGGCAGAAGAUAGGUUUUCAGAUUUUCGGCCUUUGCUUGUUGUCGUUGGUGAUGGCUCUUCUACUGGAAAUAGUAAUAGUGCUGAUGGCUCAGGUCUCCAUUGUGCUGGAAGUGCCAGCAAUUUCCCGGAGCUUGGAAAUGAGAACAUAGUCCCUACAUUUGUUCGCUUUUACUCUCUAAGGACCCAUGAAUAUGUGCAUGUCCUGAAGUUCAGGUCUGCAAUUUACUCUGUAAGGUGUAGCCCUCGAGUUGUAGCAGUUUCUCUUGCUUCUCAGAUUCAGUGUUUUGAUGCUGCAACCCUGGAGAGAGAAUAUACCAUCCUUACAUUCCCUAUUGUCUCGGGAUCUGUUGGUGUUUCAAAUAUAGGUUAUGGUCCACUUGCAGUGGGCUCGAGGUGGUUGGCAUACAGCGGGAAUCCAGUUGCUGUUUCAAAUACUCUUCGUGUCACGCCACAAGACUUGAAUCCCGCUACAGGUUUACCAGCUUCUCUUCCUAAUGGAAGCCUGGUGGCACACUAUGCGAAAGAGUCAAGUAAGCAACUUGCUGCUGGCAUAGUGACCCUUGGAGAUUUAGGAUAUAAGAAACUGUCCAAGUAUUACUCUGAAAUUAUAUCUGAUAGCAAUAGUUCUGUGAAACAAGGGAAUCCAACUUCAAAAACCAAUGGUGCCAUUGCUGGGCACUUCCCUGAUGCGGAAAAUACUGGAAUGGUUAUUGUUCGAGAUAUUGUAUCAAAAAAUGUGGUGGUGCAGUUUAAAGCUCACAGGAGUCCUAUUUCAGCAUUAUGUUUUGAUCCAAGUGGAACUCUUUUAGUGACAGCCUCUAUUCAUGGUCACAACAUCAAUGUUUUCCGUAUAAUGCCGUCUCCAAAUGGCAGUUCAUUAGAAUCUGAUGUCCCUGGGACUUGCGUUCAUCUUUACAGGUUGCAACGUGGCAUGACAAAUGCGGUUAUACAAGACAUCAGUUUCAGCAAUGACAGCCAAUGGAUCAUGAUAAGCUCCUCAAGGGGGACUAGCCAUUUGUUUGCAAUAUCACCAUUUGGAGGGACAUCAAACCGCCAAUACAAUGAUUUCAAACAUGGUAACAGUGGCUAUGGGGCAGAUAUGACAUCAAAGGGAGCAGUUUCAUAUCCACUAAAAGGCUGUCAACAAAGCCUCUGUGCAUCAGGAUCCCCUGUAACACUGUCUGUUGUGAGUAGAAUAAAGAAUGGGAGCAAUGGCUGGAAAGGUGCGGUCACUGGGGCUGCAGCGGCUGCAACUGGCAAGGUUAAUCCUCUUUCUGUUGCUAUUGCUUCGACCUUCCACUAUUGCAAAAGGUCUGGCCGUUAUGCAGAUAUCCGUUCAUCUAGGGCAAAAUAUACCUUGCUCGUAUUCUCGCCUUCUGGCUCUAUCAUACAGUACGCAUUGCGUGAGUCGAAUGGGGAAGAUUCUGGCCUAGAUAUGUCUGGGAUAAACACAGUCUCUCAUGUUCCUGUGCCAGAAACUGAUGCUGGGUUUGUUGUUGAGGCACUCCAAAAGUGGGAUGUUUGCCAUAAAAGAAACAGAAGAGAUCGAGGAGAUGCUUUUGAUGUUUAUGGUGAGCAUGGGAAUGGAGAAAGCAUUAAGUUUUUUCAGAAGGGGCUUAGAAAGGGUAAUACUGUUUACCCUGCCAAUAGUGGUACAGAUACAAGGGUAAAGCCUAUUACUGAGGAAAAUCAUCACUUGUAUAUUUCUGAGGCUGAGUUGCAUAUGCAUUCAGUGUUCAUACCAUUAUGGGCGAAGUCUGAGAUAAGUUUUCAAGUUAUGAAAUAUGACAACUCAAAAACUGAUAUUGGUGGUGAUUCUGGUGGAGAAAUUGAAAUAGAGAAAAUCUCAACAUGUCCAAUUGAGACAAGGUCCAAAGAUCUUGUUCCGGUCUUCGAUUAUUACCAGGCACCUCGGUUGCCUCAAUCGAGGUCUCAUUCUAUGGAUAAUGAAAGAAAUGGGACAUUGCUUCAUCAGAAGUCAGAAUUCUCAGAAGACGGUGAGAAGCAUUCUCGCAGAAGUAGCUGCAGUUCUCUUGAAUGUGCCCCUGAAGGUGCUGCAGUAGGUGACAUGCCCAAUGUAUUCAAUGAGAACAGUUUUGGCAGUCUUCAAGCUACAACUGAAGCUAAUGAGGACUUUGUAAAUAGUAUGGACAAACCAAACAUUAAUCGUCAGCUCGAGUUUGUACAUAAUAGGGAGAGCCUGAAACCUGAGGCCCAGCUCGAGCAUGUAAAUAACAUUGAGAGCCUGAAUAUGGAAACCGACUUGGAAGAUCAUGACAACCAGCCCGACUACCUGAGGUAAAUGGACAUAAAAGGUGCUCUUGGUCCCUCAGAAAUGCAACUGCCAUUUGCCAUUCUUUUGUUUUCCCAGUAAAGUUGUUAACCAGUGUUUAUAUGCAUGUGUAUUUACAAACAUAUGACUUUGAGUGGUGAAAUGUAAAGCAAAGACUGGUAUGACUGUCAUGAGGAAAGCUGCAAUUCUGUGGGAGUUUGGGGAUUCCAUUUUCUAGCAACAAUUUGUAUAUACAAAGAUUCUUGAUUACAUUUUUAAUAAUCAACUGUGCUUUGUAAAUUAAUAUUAAAUAGCCAGCUUUCAAUA
Dioscorea cayenensis subsp. rotundata (Guinea yam) is the source of this 3408-nucleotide messenger RNA. RefSeq names its product autophagy-related protein 18f-like. The record is from RefSeq and is a predicted model, not a curated record. Gene Ontology annotation, cellular component: cytoplasm. The coding region runs from base 421 to 3111 and encodes 896 amino acids. Gene Ontology annotation, biological process: autophagy; response to starvation. Gene Ontology annotation, molecular function: protein binding. The transcript is spliced from 8 exons. Lineage: Eukaryota; Viridiplantae; Streptophyta; Magnoliopsida; Dioscoreales; Dioscoreaceae.